Molecule: messenger RNA, 2392 nt
Organism: Acanthochromis polyacanthus (spiny chromis)
Lineage: Eukaryota; Metazoa; Chordata; Actinopteri; Pomacentridae
Exons: 3
Coding region: 34-1833 (599 amino acids)
Molecular function (GO): GTP binding
Source: RefSeq, a predicted model, not a curated record
AGCUGCUGUACUGAAAUCAUUUCAGCAGAUGGGAUGGUAUGGGGGGCUCAAGCUGAGGUUUCUCAGAAAUCAUGUGACCACUCCUGCUGCAGUAUAAAACAGGCGAUUCUCCUCAUCAGCAUCUCAGAGCGUCUGAAUCCAGCAGCUCAGAGACUGAAGAGCAGUGACCAAGAACAUCAUCAUCUUCACAGUGAGGAUCCCUGUGCAUCAGAUCACAGCAUGGCAACGAUCAGUAACAUCUCAUCUAAAUACAAGGACAUCAUCUCCAAAAGUCGUCUGCUGCAGCCAGGAUCUCCUUCUGUCUACCAGCUGAGACCAGAGAAAAAGACCAUUGGAACUCUGACAAAACUGACUGUUGGAGAAAGAAAUGUGAACCAAGUAAAUAAAACCAUCUUACUUGUGGGAGAAACAGGAACAGGGAAAUCUUCUCUGAUCAAUACUCUGGUCAACCACACCAUGGGAGUGAAGUGGGAGGAUGAAGUCUGGUUUCAGAUCGUAGAGGAUGAGAAGAGAAGUCAGACAGAAAGUCAGACAUCAGAUGUGAUCGUAUACCAGGUUUUUGAUUUUGAAGGUAAAACUCUGCCCUACUCUCUGACCAUCAUCGAUACUCCUGGAUUUGGAGACACCAGAGGAAUCGAACGCGACGUCCUCGUCACUCAAAGGUUGUUUGACUUGUUUAGAUCAGCUGAUGGAGUUCAUGAAAUUAAUGCAGUGGGUCUGGUGAUGAAGGCCAGUGAAAAUCGAGUGAGUGACCGACUGAUGUACAUCUUUAAUUCAAUGAUGUCUCUGUUUGGAAAAGGCAUAGAGAAAAACAUCGUAGCUCUCAUCACACACUCACCUGGAACAAAUCCUGAAAAUGUCCUUAAGGCUCUUGAAGCUGCAAACAUCAAAUGUGCCAGAAAUGAGAAGAAUCAGCCUGUUCGCUUCCUGUUUGAUAACUGCCUGAACAAACAGAGAACAGAGGAAGAAGAGUUAGGGUUAGCGCAUGCAUGGCGAGUAACAGACAGGGGAAUGAAACAGUUCAUGACCUUCCUGGAAAAAACUCAUCCUCAGAAGCUGGAUACAACAGUUGAAGUGCUGAAUGACCGAGUCAGACUGGCAGCCUGCAUCAAAAACCUGCAAGAGAGAAUCAACUUUAUUGAACUAAAACAGACAGAAAUCAUACAGGUUGAAGAAGGUCUGAAGAAACAUGAAGAGGAGAUGAAGAAGAACAAGAACUUCUCUGUGGAAUUUGACGAGGUCUACAAAGAUAAAGAGAGUAUCGAAGGUGGGAUGCAGUGGUUUGGGGGUUAUAAAGGAGCUGUCACCUGUAAAGUCUGUAAAGAGAACUGUCACUAUCCUGGAUGUACAAUAGCCUGGUCCCCUACAAGCUGUGAGGUCAUGAAAGGUGGCCGCUGUACUUCAUGCACCAGGAAGUGUCCUGCAGAAGAUCAUGUGAAAGAAGAGUGGAUCUAUGUGACCAAGACGAGGAGAGUGAAGAACACCGAACGAGAAAUGAAACAGAAAUUUGAGAAGAAUCUGGCAGAAAGUGUGAAGAAGUCGAGUCUUUUGGAAAAUCUGCAAACAGAAAUGAAUCUGCUGAAAAGAGAUAAAACUCGGUUCUUGGAAGAGGCCUACCAACAUAUUGUCAACCUGGAAAAGAUCGCUGUGAAAGCUGAUUCAGUUUCCACCUACGUCCACCUGGACUUCCUGAUUGAGAAGAUGAAGGAGACAGGAGACAGGAGGAAAGUCCAGGUGCUGGAGGAGAUGAAAAGACGCCAGGAAGAAGGAAACAAAGGAGCACUGAAGUACAUAUGGGGUAAAAUGAAAUCAACUGUGAAAGGAUGGAUGUAAAUGAAAGAGGUGAGGUUGAGCAGACAAAGAGCAACAGCUGUACAUUUUCCAUUAAAUGGAGGAAACUAAUGAUUAAAAAAAGUCACAGGUUGCUUUAACUCUCAUGUAAUAACUUGAUUAGAAAAUAUAAAUGUUUUCACUGUUUUAUCUCCUCCUGUCUGUUAAAAGCUCCAUCAGGUUCUCAGGACCAAAAGCUUUAAAGCCACCUACACAAAUAUGUGGAAUAUUUUAGAUCUUUCUGAUGUUUGUCUUCUUUUAUUUGUUUUUAAUAUUCUUUAGACUUUAAUGAUGUUAGAACACCUUGUAACUCCAGUUAUGAAAGAUAAUAAAGGAAUAAAGUUAAUGAUUGUGAAAUGUGAUGACCUAAAUCAGCUACAGUCAAAUGUGAGCAGACUAACAUGAAUCAGCUUCACCUCCUUCUCAUGAUCAUUUAUGAAACACAUUUAUCUGCUGGUGAAAGGAGCUGUGGCUUUUCCCUCUGUUUCUGCAUGUGGACCAAGAGUUCAUACUGAGAUCAAUCACACUGUAAAGCUGAUCAAUAAAUAAACCUGAUCAAUGA